GCCAGAGCACUGCUCAGCUGUGGUUUACAGUGGUGUGGUGAAUUAAAUCUUGGACUUUGGAGCCUCAGGCAUGAAAGACUUUGUGCAUAGCCAUUAUGCUAUCUCCCCAGCCCCACUAUCAGCAUCUUAAACCUAAAAAGUCCCAACUCCUGAUCUCUUCUGUAGAUCUACUCUAUCCACUGCCUCCCCAUCUCGGCUCUGCCCUUCCAGACACCCGCCCUGAUCCUGAGAUAAUCUGAGAUUCCUCCUUGGCUCACGCCCGCAGUUCACCCAUGCAAAUCUUGGGGCCCGGCUACAGUCAGAGUGCUCCUUUCCACACUCCCACCAUACUGCUCUCUCUUGUUCUGCUAUGCAGGGCGUGACUAGAACCCUGCUGAGAACCACACGCCCUUCUCAUUCACAACAGCCGCCCCUUGUUCUGCAUCCUCCUUAUGUCCUGAUUACCUCAAGCGCUGUCCCAGCGCUGCACUGGACAUGCACCCAUUCAGGCCUUGCCCUCUCUACCUUCUCAGGGCUCCUCCAGCCUCCAAGGCCCCAAGCUCCAAACCCUCCAGCUCAGCCCAGGGCUCCAGCCUUUCCGGGCUGGUUCAGGCAGACCCAGAGGCGCUUGCAUUUGGGAGCAGGAUUUCACAGGGGCCUCGGAUUGGCUGGACAGGGCCACAGACCCCGCCCUGUCCAGCCCAGUGCAUGCGCAAAGGAGAAGCACCGGUUGCCAGGGCAACCAGAGGUAACAACUCGAGCCCAGCGGGGUGUCAGCAGGCCCAGGUCCCGGGCGGGCAUGUGCGCCGCGGAGGUGGACUAUCACGUAGCCCGGAGAUACCUGCUCAAGCGGCGGCUCGGAAAGGGGGCUUAUGGCAUCGUGUGGAAGGCAGUGGAUCGGAAGACUGGUGAGGUCGUGGCCAUCAAGAAAAUCUUUGAUGCCUUUAGGGAUAAAACAGAUGCCCAGAGGACUUUCCGGGAAGUUACACUACUCCAGGAAUUUAGGGGCCACCCCAACAUCAUCCACCUACUUGAUGUGAUCCGGGCAGAGAAUGACAAGGACAUUUACUUGGUGUUUGAGUGUAUGGACACCGAUCUGAAUGCUGUGAUCUGUAAGGGAGGACUAUUGAAAGACAUCCACAAGCGCUACAUCUUCUACCAGCUUCUGCGAGCCACCAAGUUCAUCCACUCAGGUGGUGUCAUCCACCGGGACCAGAAGCCAUCCAACAUCCUCCUCAAUGCCAACUGCCUGGUGAAACUCUGUGACUUUGGCCUUGCCCGCACACUGAGUGGCUUCCCUGAGAAGCCUGAGGGCCAGGCCCUGACAGAGUAUGUGGCCACUCGCUGGUAUCGGGCUCCGGAGGUGCUACUGUCCUCAAGCUGGUACACCCCUGGGGUGGACAUGUGGAGUUUGGGCUGCAUCUUGGGGGAGAUGCUUCGAGGGAGGCCCCUGUUCCCUGGCACAUCCACGCUCCACCAGCUGGAGUUGAUUCUGGACACCAUCCCACCACCAUCUGAGGAGGACCUCCUGGCUCUCAGUUCCAGCUACAGUGCCUCCAUCCUGCCCCGCCUGGGCUCUGGGCCACGGCAGACACUGAAGGCCCUGUUGCCUCCUGACACCCCCCUAGAGGCUCUGGACCUCCUCAGAAGGCUCCUGGUGUUUGCCCCGGACAAGCGACUCAGUGCCACUCAGGCCUUACAGCACCCCUACUUGCAGAGAUUCCACUGCCCCGCCCGCGAGUGGACCCUUGAGGCAGACGUGCGACUCUCUGUGCCUGAAGAAAUCCAGCUCUCUGCUUCUGAGUACCGCAACCACCUCUACCAGAUAAUCUUAAAGCAAGGCCAGAGCUGCACCCCCAGAGAGAAGGACCCGGAGGACACCGCACCGCUGGCUGCAGAGGGCAGAGCCCCGCAGAAGCACUCACUCCAAUGCGGGGUGCUCCCCAAGCUCUCCUCUGGUACAUCCGUACAGGACUCAGGGCUUAAGCUCCAUAGUGGGCCUGACCAUCGCCAGAUGCACGUAGCAGAAGCCAGAGGAACUCACCACAUUACCCGGCAGAAUUCGGGUUCCCUGCUCCAGCUUGUGCUUCCAGACAGACCAGGGAAAGGGGACAAGUCCUCAAGGCCGCAGGGGGACACCCCCAAGGCCCAGGCGCAGAAGCCCGGCGUGAGGGGGAAGGCGCCCACCCUGGCUUCUCAGGCCGCAGCCAAUGCAGCCCACCGAGCACUGAUCCGGAGGGAGCCGAACCCGGCCACUGGAGCUAGGAAGGUUGGCACGGGUGCUCGACAGGCGCUCCACCAGCCCCCACUGGAGACCAACCCUGAUCCACGGCCGGGCCGGAGGAUGUUCAGCGCGUCUGCCCUGCAGGGGGCCCAGGGUGCCGCCAGGGCAGUGCUGGGGGGCUACUCCCAAGCCUACGGGACCGUCUGCCUCUCGGCACUGGGUCGCUUGUCCCUGCUGCCAGGACCCCGUGGGUGAGACACCCGACUCAGGGCUUGCGGCUCAAGCCCAGCGUCCUUGACCACCCUUACCCCAAACUACAGUUCCUUCUUCCUCCCACCCCUUCCCCAGUGGUCCCCACCCCUCCUCAGUUCCCAACCCCUAAUCCCCAACCCCUUGAGGUGCCCAGUGCUCUCCACUCACUUACCUUGCUCCAGAGUGGGGACCCUUUCAAGUUUUGGGGAGCUGGUGUUGGCCUCUCUGGAAAUAAAUGAUGUACUCCCA
Molecule: messenger RNA, 2704 nt
Organism: Erinaceus europaeus (western European hedgehog)
Lineage: Eukaryota; Metazoa; Chordata; Mammalia; Eulipotyphla; Erinaceidae
Gene: MAPK15
Product: mitogen-activated protein kinase 15
Exons: 14
Coding region: 350-2458 (702 amino acids)
Biological process (GO): intracellular signal transduction; protein phosphorylation
Cellular component (GO): nucleus; cytoplasm
Molecular function (GO): ATP binding; MAP kinase activity
Source: RefSeq, a predicted model, not a curated record